Messenger RNA from Psilocybe cubensis, 1128 nucleotides. RefSeq lists its product as uncharacterized. The coding region runs from base 1 to 1128 and encodes 375 amino acids. Gene Ontology annotation, biological process: canonical NF-kappaB signal transduction. The transcript is spliced from 2 exons. The record is from RefSeq and is a predicted model, not a curated record. Lineage: Eukaryota; Fungi; Basidiomycota; Agaricomycetes; Agaricales; Agrocybaceae.
AUGCCGAAUAAGCUGAAACUUAAACGCACACCUGAAGAAGAAGAACAAGGCAGAUUACGAAAAGAAAGGCGCAGAGAAAAAAGGAAGCGAAAGCAUGACCAUUAUUCUGCACAUGGAUCCUCUUCCUCCAAGAAAGCCCAUAUAGAUAAGGAUGAAGAUGGGCCAUCGCGCAGGUGGGCAUCAAGUGACGAAGAUGACUCUGAAUCUGGUCCUCAGCCCACUGCUUCGUCUUCCCACAUUCCACCGAGUCAAUCGUAUUCUCACAAACCUGAUCAUGAUGCAAUCAAAGCACAGAUUGAAGAAGAUAUGUUUCGCGACAAGAUGUUUGAGGCUAUGGGAGAAGAUGAAAGGCUGGAUUCGGUGGAAGCGCAGUUCAACGACUUCGCUCAUGUUCCAGAUCGGUGGAGGACGGCACGUUCGAAGGCACAAUCUCGCGGCGAUAUACUGGAAGAUAGUGAUUUUUUCAAACUAGAUCCUAGACAUAUGGAUGACGAGGAGUACACUGAAUGGAUAAGAGCAGGAAUGUAUCGAAAGACACAUGCGGCGGAGUAUGCUGAGCAUGAACGCAGGAAAGCCGCGCAAGCUGCCCGUAGAGCUGCGGAGAAAGCACGUAAAGCGGAAACUGUUCGGCUUGAACAAAUGGCGGAAGAGGAGCGAAAGAGAAAGAAGAAGGAACGAGAAUCCCGCAAACUAGACGACGCACGAGAAUUGUACCAUUCAAGAUGGCUAACACUUUUGACAACUCCAGGAGAGAGUGAUACAGGACAGUCGAAUGUUCAAGUGCUGACUUUCGACGAUAUACCAUGGCCAAUUGCGAGUGCAAACCGGAGCAGAGCCGACACAACGCGUCCUAACAGACAAAUCGGUGUCAGCGAUCUGACGACCGAAGCUGUUGCAUCAUUUUUAUUGCCGAACUCCGGUGCCAACGACACACCAAACAAAGAACUUGGAACAAGGUUGAGGAAGGAAAGGAAAGACAAACUACGGGAGACCUUUCUCCGUUUUCACCCAGAUAAAUUUGAGGGUCGAUUCAUCUGGCGGUUUAGAGAAGAGGACAGAGAACGAGUUAGGGAAGCAAUUGGGCAAGUUAGUAGGGUGCUUAACGAACUUAUGGUGAAUGGGAUUUGA